This is a messenger RNA of Amaranthus tricolor (Joseph's coat), 1284 nucleotides long. RefSeq names its product calcineurin B-like protein 2. Gene Ontology annotation, molecular function: kinase binding; calcium ion binding. The transcript has 10 exons. NCBI's taxonomy places the organism in Eukaryota, Viridiplantae, Streptophyta, Magnoliopsida, Caryophyllales, Amaranthaceae. Gene Ontology annotation, biological process: calcium-mediated signaling. The record is from RefSeq and is a predicted model, not a curated record. Bases 358 to 1038 code for a protein of 226 amino acids.
UCCUCGUAAAAAGAAGGAUAAAUAGCGUUAGCCAAGAAUCCCCUUCCCAGUUCCCACAACAACCAUUCCCCUAAAUCAAAAAUCAAUAUAAAUAUAUAGGAGUAGUUUACAAGGUCAAGCUUGAACAUUACCCUUUUAUUUUAUUUAUUAUUUACAUUAAAAAACCGAAAAAUUCUCUACUUAGCUGUCUGUUGUUGUCCUUCUCCAUCUCUUUGUCCUAUCCGCUGUAAACAGUUUUCUGCUUCAUCGGAAGAUCAGUUGGAGAGCUUUGAAGUAUAAUUUUUUAAACAACUGAAUUCCCAACAAUAUUAAGAAAUGGUCAACAGGUAUGGAGUCUAUUAACGUGCAGCGAAUAUCAUGGUGCAGUGUGUAGAUGGUAUCCAGCAUUUAUUUCUUUCUCUUAUGCGAUGUUGUGACCUUGAAAUUACAAAACCACCACGAGGUCUUGAAGAUCCUGAACGCUUAGCGAGGGAGACUGUCUUUAGUGUGAGUGAAAUAGAAGCUCUUUAUGAGCUAUUUAAAAAAAUCAGCAGCGCUGUGAUUGAUGACGGUCUCAUCCAAAAGGAAGAAUUUCAGUUGGCCUUGUUUAGGACUAACAGAAGAGAAAGCUUGUUUGCUGAUAGGGUGUUUGACUUGUUUGAUACAAAGCAUAAUGGAGUUUUAGGUUUUGAAGAGUUCGCUCGUGGACUAUCCGUCUUCCAUCCACAAGCUCCGACUGAGCAAAAAAUUGAUUUUUCCUUUAAGCUGUAUGAUCUCAAGCAGCAAGGUUAUAUUGAGAGGGAGCAGGUGAAACAAAUGGUCGUGGCCACAUUAGCUGAAACUGGCAUGAAUCUUGCGGACCAUGUCAUAGAAGAAAUUAUUACUAAGACCUUUGCUGAAACCGAUACUAAACAAGACGGUAAGAUUGACAAGGAAGAAUGGAGAAACCUUGUCUACCGACAUCCAUCGCUGCUGAAAAACAUGACCCUACAAUAUUUGCAGGAAAUUACAAUCACAUUUCCGAGCUUUGUGUUCCAUUCUCAAGUUGAUGAUACCUAAGUUCCAUUCAAGUUUUGAUCUUAGAUCGAUUUAUCUGUUAAUUUAUUGAUUGGUUUUGGUUUUAUCAAACAAGAAUUGUUCAGAAUGGUUGUUUUCCUUUGAAGGAAUCCUUUUGUAUAGAGGUUUGAAAAAAGCUUUCUAAUAAUGUAAUUGCUUGCAUUUGCAUGCUUUUCUUUCCUAAGUGACAUAUUAUGAGGAGACAAUCUUCAUCUUUCAAAUCGUUUUGUGAGAUCAUUUUCUGAUAUA